Messenger RNA from Cylicocyclus nassatus, 7763 nucleotides. The record is from the annotation of a GenBank genome assembly. NCBI's taxonomy places the organism in Eukaryota, Metazoa, Nematoda, Chromadorea, Rhabditida, Strongylidae.
UGGGUGAGACUGAAUAUUUCAGAUGCUCUCCACACGAAAUGGAUUCUGAAAAGGACAGGGCGCGCGAUGCGAAUGCGCGAGCAGCAGCGGGAGCGUUCUUGGUUGGGUUGAAGACAAAGAAUGAGGAGAAGAGGGUGAAAACGGCCAAAGAGUUGUUCAAGUUUGUGGCUGGUGAACUCAAAGAUGAAGCACCCGAAUAUAUGCAAGAGUUCAUAUCCUUCCUUGAUACCAAGAGCGAACAGAGCGCUGUUCAUGAGUGCAUAUACAGCCCUGAUUUGGAUGAGAAGAAAGCUGGUAUCUUCCUGAUAGUGUGUUUGGCGGAGACGUCCAUAGAUGGGGAAUCGAACAGAGUUGUUCGCUUUGCGAACUUUCUGCUCAAAGUUCUCACUAUGCCGAAUAUGGAUGAAGCUGGCAUGGAAUUGGCUACUAGAGCGCUUGCUUUUCUUAUCCAGACAUCCAAAUCUUAUGCUGCGGAGCUGGUGGAGAAAUGCCUUGAUCAGUGUUUGGAAUGGCUCGAGGAACCCACAAGAAAUGAGCAACGACGUUUGGCUUCUGUGCUGUUGGCACGAGAGCUUGCAAUGUUCACUUCUACUUCGUUUUUCCUUCGGGCUAAUGUGUUUUUCAAGAGCAUUUUCACUGUGAUCAGGGAUCCAAAGCCACAAGUUCGAGUCGCAUCCAUAAAUGCCCUUCAUGCAGCUCUCACCAUCACUUCCCAAAGGGAAGCAAAGCUUAAAACCGAAUGGUACACGAAAUGUUACGAAGAGGCUCUGAACACGCUGAAGAUCACUGAAUUAUCCAAGGAUGACCGAACACAUUCCAUGCUUUUGGUCCUCAAUGAACUCGUUCGGAUUGCCGACGCUACUUUCGAACGAAGUCGUCUCGAAGCACUCGAUAUUCGUCAGACAGAAACGUCUAUUGCUUCGCCGAUCGAGUGGCUCACGCAACCCAGAGUGGCACAUACUGUGGAGAGCAGUACCGCUCGCGCCCUAGUCAUAAGGAACUUCUCUGAGAUUUGCGGUCAUGCAAAACAGGCGGCGUUUAGCUGUGGUCGAUCGGUCCCAGUUCAUCAAACCCUUCUUGAAUUGUUCCCCAGGCUUUCUGCAUGGGAGCAGUGUGAUCCUUCCUUGUGCAAAGUCAUGUUCGAGCAUGCGAAGAAUAUCGUGCAGAAAAACAGUAAUGCUUUGGUAGCAAUCGGAUUAUUGAUGCUUCAAAAUCCUGAUCGCUAUAGCGGUAGCAUCGGACAGAUGAUGAUGGUUGUGACUGAAAUGCUGAACAUAGCAGUGUCCAAGAAGAGAACUCCCGAUCCCUCUGUGUUCAUUUUUCUAAGUCUUUUUGUGAAGGCAUACAAAGACAAAGUCAGAAAUGAAAUCAAGCAGUUAUUGAGUCUUUUGUUCAAAACGAAUCUCACGAAAGGUCUUACUUCUGUUAUGCAUCAUGUGGUGAGGUACAUCCCUGACCUGCAGAUGGAAGUUCAAGACGGCCUCAUGAAGGAGCUGUACAUGAUUCUGACUGGCCAAGUACUUCCGAGCAAACUGGAUCCACCGAAGAAACCCGUUCUACCAGCACAAACUAUCCAGGUUUCUAAUGUCCCGUUGACUGUGCUAGCAUUAGACACUCUUGGAGAGUUCGAGUUUCAAAGACAUUACUUGGAGAUGUUCAUGCAGUACAUUUCCGAGGGUUAUCUGCUCUGUGACUCGGUUACUGUAAGACUUGCUGCUGUGCGAUGUUGUGCUGCUAUAGUAAAACCAUUUGUGAAGGUGUACGAGAUUGCCCAUCGUGAACAUCGGCAGUGGGUGCUGGCGUUGAUUCACGGAGUUCUCAGAAGUCUGGUCAGCGCUGAAGUUGUCGAUCCUCAACUCGAGGUGCGUCUGUGCGUACUACAGUGUUUCUGCGAAGCAGAUCGUGCUUUUCUGUCUCACCUCGCUCAGCCGGAAAUGCUUCAACUGCAGUUCAUGACCUUGCACGAUGAAAAAUUGGAAAUGCAGGAGGCUGCGGUUUGUCUUCUUGGUCGCUUAUCGGAACUGAAUCCUGCUCUUGUCUUGCCAAGAAUGCGAAGAGUGCUCUUAGAAACGUUGAGUCAGCUGACGAACAGUGGGCAAGCUAAGUUGGAGCAACAUAGCGCUCGUCUUCUGACACAACUAGCUCGUCAAAGCCCGAAGUUCAUGCGACCAUACUUAGGCCCUCUCCUACAAGCAUUGCUUCCAAAGCUAAGAAAUGAAAUGAAGCAUGUCGAUGUAACCGUACAUGUUUUGCAUGCGAUAUCCGAGCUCUGUGUCGUUGGAGGAGCUGAGAUAGUUCGCAAUAUUGAUCCGUUGUUCCAGAAGCUUACGCAGUUGAUAAAUGACUCGAGUAGUUUGCAGAGAAGAGAGGCCGCACUGCUCACUAUCGGCCGAAUUGCUCGAUCCACAGCAUAUGUCGUUGACCCAUACAAGGAUUAUCCUAAUCUUCUGGAUGAUUUGUUGAGGUUGCUAAAGACAGAGAUGUCGUCGAAAAUGCGACGACAGGCUAUAAGCACUUUGGGCAUACUUGGAGCUCUUGAUCCGUACACGCAUAAGGUAUUCACUGGAGCCGUGCAAUCAGCGACAUCUAUUAGUACAGCGCUAUCGCUUCCGAUGGCAAGAGAUGCAGCUGAUCCUCGUCAAGACAUAAUCCAGUGGUACAACUACGAAAAAUGCACUUUGGAGGAAUUUUAUCCUGCCAUAACUAUUGCUAAUCUGAUGGUUAUGGUUCAAGAUGAAGCGUUUAUACAGUACUACAAGGAAAUUGCACAAGCAUUGCUGACAAUUUUCCGAAGUCUGGGCGAUUCUUUCCCGCAGUACGUACAGCAGGUGGUGCCCCGUUUGAUAGAGGUAACUCGAGCAUGUCGUGGAAGACCUUCCCAUCGAGAAUUCUUCUUGCGGCAGCUAGCUAGUCUCGUUGCUAUCAUAAAAGUACAUGCCAAGCCGUACAUGAAACAAAUCUUCAGUUUGAUUGCUGAUGCCUGGAGCGACGACCAAAGUGUAAAGGUAACCGUCGUUAGCGUACUGGAACAAAUCGGAACAGCUAUGGGGCAAGAGUUUGCUCCACAUGUUGCUGAACUUAUUCCGUACCUGCUGCACGUGGUUCAGACAGACAAUAGUGAGGAUAGGAAGCUAACUGCUCAGGUUCUAUCCUGUGUAAAAUCACUAUCCGGAUGUUUGACUCCUCAUUUACCCCUGGUUCUUCCUCCGGUUCUCAGCAUACUGGAUGAUAAUGCUGUGCCCAUCAGUGUGAGACAGUCUGCUUUAGAUACCAUUUUGCAUCUAACACGCAGUGAUGAUCUAUCCGACUAUGCUCCUCGUCUUAUGCAAUCCUGGCAAUGUGCAAUCUCUGUCCCAGCGCUUCAGCCACAAUUACUUGAGCUGCUCAUUGAGAUCGUGAACCAGAUGUGGAAACAUUUCGAAGUGUUCCGGAGAGGUGUUGAUGCAAAUUUGCGCAAGUAUAAUCUGAAUUCUGGAGAAGCUUACGAGAAAUACAUCAAAACCGCUCAACAAGCUAUGCUUCACCCGGCAGAACGACCUGGGAAGCGAAGAGGUACUGGAGCAGUGCCACCAGAAAGGAUCAACGUUCCACAUACCUUCACGCCAUCAGCAGCGAAAAAUAUGGAUCAAAUGCUCACUUGGACUGUCAACAAGCAACGGUUGAACAUCGAUGCCGUCGUUCGCGCUUGGUCUGUUGACUCACUGGUGUCCAAGGAGGAAUGGGCUCAGUGGUUGGUAAAACUACGUGUAGCUUUCAUCAAGUCCGGAAGCUCAGCGGCAAUACGAGCUGCAGCAUCACUGAGCGAUCAACAUCAACAUCUUGCUAAAGAUCUCUUCAACGCUGCAUUCAUGUCGGUAUGGACGGAGUUGACAGAAGAUUAUCAAGACCGAUUGAAGGCAUCGCUGUUAACCGCGUUGGAAACUAGUAAUCAUCCUGAUGUCAUCCAGACAAUUCUCAACUUGGCCGAGUUCAUGGACCACUCAGAGAGGGGUCCUCUCCCUAUCGCCUACGAUAGGUUGGGCAAGAGUGCUGAAGAUACGAAAGCGUACGCGAAAGCACUACGGUACAAAGAGCUUCAGAUUCACAAGCAUUUGAACAGAGGAGGAGGUGGUCUGACCACGGAAGAUUGUCAAGCUUUGAUCACAUAUGCAAAUAAGCUCAAUGUCCAAGAAGAAGCUGCGGGAGUCGUGCGGUAUGCCGAACAGCAUGAAAUGGUUAUACCCAUGCUUGGCAGAUGGUAUGAAAAGCUGAAUGAGUGGGAGAAAGCUCUAGAAGCUUACAUGACGGAUCCGGAACCGUUGUCAGAUGAGAUGAUUGGUCAUCAGAUGAGGUGCUUGGAGGCCUUGGGUCGUUGGAGCGAACUAAAUGAGCGUGCACGAACUGUAAAGAAGAAGGAUCAGAAGGUUGCGGUAAUGGCUGCUCGAGGCGCAUGGGCUGUUGGGGAGUGGCAAGCGAUGGAAGAUUAUGUGAAUCAAGUGAACGAAAAUACUCAAGAUGGUGCUAUGUUAAGAGCUGUUCUAGCUGUCAAGAGAGAUCAGUACGAUGUAGCAAUGAACUAUAUCGACAAGGUGCGCGAUAUGUACGACAGUGAACUUACGGCGAUGGCAAGUGAAAGCUAUGAGAGGGCCUACGGUGCAAUGGUGUGUGUCCAACAACUGGCUGAGCUGGAAGAAGCAAUGGAGUUCAAGCUAAGACCAGAACGACAAACGCGAAUUGCUUUACUAUGGAGCAGACGGCUGCAGGGAUGCCGUCAGAACAUCGAACAGUGGCAGAGACUGCUUAUGAUCAGAUCACUGGUGUUGACACCACAAGAGAUGCAUCCAUUAAGAGUGAAAUUCUCUUCGUUGUGCCGUAAACAAGGAAAAAAUGUAAUGUGUCGAGAUGUUCUGAGAGAUCUCUUAGGUUUGGAACCAGGAGCACCUCUUCACAGAGCAGUAGCGCCGAGUGAUAAGCCGCAAUUGGUGUUAGCUUUAUGCAAGCAGCUAUGGAUGGAUGAUUACCGUAAUGAGGCAGUAAGAACACUUGAGGCGUUGGUGAAUCACUUAGAUCGACUGCCGCCGAAUCACACGCCAGAAGCUGCGCGACUAUGCGCUAAGGCUUGUCUCAAACUUGGCGAAUGGACCGAGAUUUUGGCAGAAAGUGCGCCUACCAGCAGCGGUAGCGCAACAUUAUCCAGUCCUCACCGUUCCUUGUUUGGCGGCACACCGAUGAGCGACGAACAAACGGCAACAGAGCAGGUUAUACGACACUAUGCCAGAUCUACAGAGUACGAUAAAGACUGGCAUAAGGCAUGGCACAAACUGGCCUCGGCGUACUUCUCCGCGUUAUCUCGCGAAAAGGAGCUUUCGCAAGCUGUGGCAGCGGCAGCCGUGAGAUCACCUCAUACGCGGCUCAUGCAUGCAACUCCACCGCCACUGAUACCACAACCGCCUAUGGGACUGAUGCCUCCAGUAGCACAGGUGCAAGCUGCGCCAAUGCCUCCGCAGGGAAUUCCACCGCAAGCUAUGCUGCCUGUGACAGUGAGCACCACAGGUGUGCCACUGAUGCCUGUAGGUCCACCUCCUCCACCAGGUGCUCCACCAGGAGCAAUGCUGCAGCUGCUCCCACCUCAGCUUAGUCCCAUGCCCAUGCACAAUCCAUCUAUGGCGACACCUCCGCCGCCAGCUGUACCUGUAAAUAUAGCCUAUGCAGUUUCUGCAGUGAAGUGUUUCACUAGAGCCUUGCAAUUGGCUCCAGGAUCUCGACUGGAAGAUACUUUGCGCCUUCUUCAGCUUUGGUUUGAUUAUGGAGAGUUCAACGAAGUGUAUAAGCAGCUGACUGAGAACAUCAAAGGAUUACCCAUAGAAACGUGGCUCGAAGCCGUGCCGCAACUUAUGGCAAGACUAGAUUCCAAGGACAAAAUGGCAUCACUCAUAAAACAAGUUAUCCUCGAGAUCUCAAAGAUGAAACCACAAGCUCUAGUUUAUGCACUCACUGUCGCAGCAAAGUCAUCGAAUGUUGAUCGACAGAAGAAUGCGCAAGAAAUGCUGGGAGUUAUGGCUGAAAUGCAUCCAAAGCUUGUUGAGGAGGCUAGCAUGGUAUCGGAGGAGUUGGUGCGAUGUGCAAUUUUAUGGCACGAACAAUGGCAUGAUGCAUUGGAUGAGGCUAGCAGACAGUACUUCCAAGAGAAAAAUACCGUAGCUAUGAUGGAGACCUUGGAGCCGGUUCACAAAAUGAUCGAGAAGGGGCCUACUACGCUGAAAGAGCAGUCGUUCAAUCAGACAUACUAUUGCGAACUUUCUGAUGCUUACAAGUUCUGCCAAGCAUUCAAACGUACUGAGAAUGUGAAGGAAUUAACGCAAGCAUGGGAGAUCUAUUGCCAAGUCUUCAAGAAGAUCACUGCUCAGCUGCGACAGUUGACAUCUUUGGAUCUGAAUUACAUCAGCCCUAUAUUGAUGAGAGCAAAGGAUCUCGAGCUUGCUGUACCGGGAACUUACGACCCAUCUCAACCAGUCGUGGGUAUCGCAUCCAUUGGCACCCAUCUACAAGUGAUUAGCAGUAAGCAGCGUCCAAGAAAAAUGACCAUACGAGGAAGUAACGGACGAGAGUAUGCGUUUUUGCUGAAGGGACAUGAGGAUCCACGACAAGACGAACGAGUAAUGCAGUUGUUUGGACUCAUCAACACGUUAUUGGUGAAUAAUGCUGAAACGUGCAGAAGGAAUCUCACUAUACAGAGAUACUCCAUCAUUGCACUCAGUCACAAUUCGGGUUUGAUCGGGUGGGUACCCGACUGCGAUACAUUGCAUUCUCUUGUGCGAGACUAUCGAGAUAAAAAGAAGGUAUCCUUGUCACUUGAGCACAAAGUGAUGCAAUCCUUAGCGCAAGACACUGAGCAAGUCACUUUGAUGCAAAAGGUCCAAUUGUUCGAAAGGGCGCUGGCAUCUACAAUGGGAGAUGAUUUGCAGCAUAUUCUGUGGCUUAAAAGUCCUAGCUCUGAGGUUUGGUUUGAUCGUCGCACAAAUUAUACAAGAUCAAUGGCUUGUAUGUCAAUGGUUGGCUAUAUCUUGGGUUUGGGUGAUAGACAUCCUUCUAAUCUCAUGCUGGAUCGGUUGACUGGUAAAAUUGUGCACAUUGACUUUGGUGACUGCUUCGAUGUGGCUAUGACGAGGGAGAAGUUCCCUGAAAAAAUUCCAUUUCGACUUACUCGAAUGCUCGUGAAGGCCAUGGGCGUCACUGGAAUAGAAGGAAACUAUCGCUUCACUUGCGAGCGAGUACUGCGCCUGCUUCGGGCUAACCGCGACAGUCUGCUGGCUGUUCUGGAAGCCUUCGUGUAUGACCCUGUAAUCAGCUGGAGGUUGCUCGAAGGCACGAAACGUGUUCCUGGCGAAAAGCAUGACGUCACUAGAAGGAAAACUCUCCAAGAAGCCCCUCGAAUUGUCAGAGAACGAGUCAUCGAUCGCAUCAAACACAAGUUGGCAGGAAGCGAGUUUGGCAAUGGUGAGGUAGGCGUGCAGGAACAAAUUGACCGACUCGUCGAACAAGCAACAUUACACGAAAAUCUCUGCCAGUGCUAUAUCGGAUGGUGCCCGUUCUGGUAGCGAAAUGUGCAGUGUACAUAGCAUUUUUAGAUAGAUUAUAGAGUAGUUAUUUAUGUGAGGCGAAUAUUUUGAUGAUGACUAGCAUUGUGCAAUGUUCCUAAAUUUAAUGGUAUGCAUCGAUUAGCUUGAACGUAAGGUCUUGACUUACUGAUAGAUUGUCACAUUCCAAGUUCAACAUUCCUAAGG